AUGAAGCGGUCCCGCUACGAGCAGGAUCCGGACGGCGACGUGGACUUCGUGCUGCGGGACCCGGACGGCCUGAGGCGUGAGUGGCCAGAGGGCUACCCCCCAAAGAGGCAGAAGACUGAAGAUGCCCUGCCAUCAGCGACAUCAGCGACAUCAGCGCCCGAGCCCAGCCAGCACCAGCUCCAGCAGCACCACCAUCAUCACCACUACCACACUCGCUACAGCAACCAGUCGGCCAAUCCGCAAGCGAACCCGUCACCGCCACCACCACCACACGCCGCCGCCUCGCUGGCUCCCUCGGAGGGCGACGAGGACUAUGACGAGGAUGAGGACCUGCAAGAGCACCCGCCCAAACGUUUCCGCGUCUCCUCGCGGCACUUGUCCCUCGCCUCGCCCGUGUUUAGCCAGAUGCUCAACGGGCCCUGGAAGGAAGCCACCUCCUUUGCCGCCAGCACCAACGCUUCCACGUCUGCCUCUGCUGGUCCUCAACGCCGCGAGAUCGAGGCGUCAGAAUGGGACACGGACGCCACGGUGAUCCUGAUGGAUAUUAUCCACGGACACUUCAGCCAGGUCCCCCGGACCAUCAGCCUCGUGAUGCUGGCCAAGGUGGCCAUCCUGGUGGACUACUACAAGUGCCACGAGAUCGUCAGCGUGUUCUCGGGGCCGUGGAUCGAGAGGCUCAAGAGGGAGGCUGCAAGUGCGGCAGCGGGGUCUGACCGUGGUAGCGGGAUUGGCAUUGGCAUUGGCGGAGGCAGUAGCAUCGCUGCGGGCAGCUACAUCGGCAGCGGCGGCAUAUCCGGAGGGGGGGUGGUAGCAGGACUACUGCCAUCACAAUCAACCGGCAGCAGAGGGUCCAGCGGGAUAUGGCAGGAUGACUGCUUCCUGUGGCUGUUUGUGUCGUGGGUGUUUGGCGACGACAGGCUCUUCUCCGCCAUGGCCGACACGUUCCUGCGCAAGUCGCCGCUGCCAGUCAGCUCCAGUGCGUUUCCGCUGCCGGAGGGCAUGCUGACCGCCUUAGACUCUGCCCGCGACGAAGCAAUAGACCAAGUCCUCGCAUCCAUCGACAAGCUGCGCAACGACCUGUGCGACGGCCGCGGCAACUGCCCCUACGGCCUCCAGUACGAGUGCUCGUCGAUGGUCCUGGGCUCUCUGAUCAAGGGCCUGCGCUCUCUCGGUCUUUCUCCGCCUGCCCGCUCCGUGGACGGCGGACACCCCGUGGGCUGCAGCCUGCUCGGCAUGCAGGCGUCGUUUGCCCGGCUCAAGCGGCCCGUAUGGUACAAUAUGGUUGCGUCGUCGGUGUCGAACAGGGGCGUGGUGGCGCACCAGUGCAAUCUGAGGUCCAGGCUAGACGCGCUGGUCAGGGGCGUUCUUGAGGGGUUGCCCAAGUUCCAGCUCGAAGACUUUGCGACGAGCGCGUUGAGGGCACCGAGUCAGGAGGGCGGGCUUGCUGUGGAUGGGAAGUCUGACGGAGGCGGAGCUCAAUAA
Molecule: messenger RNA, 1482 nt
Organism: Microdochium trichocladiopsis
Lineage: Eukaryota; Fungi; Ascomycota; Sordariomycetes; Xylariales; Microdochiaceae
Exons: 2
Coding region: 1-1482 (493 amino acids)
Source: RefSeq, a predicted model, not a curated record